Molecule: messenger RNA, 1543 nt
Organism: Cydia strobilella
Lineage: Eukaryota; Metazoa; Arthropoda; Insecta; Lepidoptera; Tortricidae
Gene: NPLP1
Product: neuropeptide-like precursor 1
Exons: 5
Coding region: 61-1506 (481 amino acids)
Source: RefSeq, a predicted model, not a curated record
AAAUGUACAAGCAAUGAAUUAUCUCGUUUUAAUUUAUUUGUGUUCUUUAACUGCAAUCAGAUGAGGGAAUUUCGUGGGAUGAGUACAGCAAGACAUCGCGGUUGCCUAUUACUGGUUGCCGCGGUGGUUUUGGCCUUCUCUUCUUACAUUGAACAGGUGGUGAGCAUGCCCGCUUUGCCAGCUCCAAAUCAAUGGCCCACAUUUCCCAGAAGAAAUAUAGCCGCUCUAGCUAGAGCGGGUUAUUUGAGAGGAAGCUCCGCUGCUACUUUUAAAAGAAGCAUUUCGACUUUAGCGAAAAAUGGAAUGCUUCCUACUUUUAGAGCACCGUACGAUGAAGCCGACAAACAAGAUGAUGACGAUGGAGAGUCUCAUGAGAAACGAAACCUGGCUUCAAUAGCCCGACUGCGGAGCUACUCAGCCAUGAAACGGAAUAUCCAGGCGCUGGCCAGAGAUGGUGGUUAUCGCGGAAGCGGGAGAGCUCAGUACAGCCAGCAAGCCGAUAAGCGUAAUGUAGCCGCCUUGGCUCGCAAUGGGAUGGUACACCUGCACAAAAAGGACAUGUCUGGUGGCGAUGAAUAUUACUUCCCCUUUUAUCAGAACCCUGUAGAGCCACCCUCUGACAUCGACUCCAACGAAAUAUACGACUGGCAACAAAUCGUAAAUCCGGACAUGUUCCCUCCCCUGUCACAGGUUUACAAGCGGGGUGGUCCCAUGCCUCAAAGUGAAUAUGAAAAUGCCGAUGAGAAUGGCUACGUUGAGUAUGGAAAUCCUUCUGAACUGGAUGACAAUUGGUAUUUUAAACGAGGGUCCGUUGGCUUGCCGGUGUUGGGAAUGUAUAGGCCCACCAUUGGAGACCAAAGUACCAGGACUAAAAGAUACAUUCUUUCUCUCCCCGAUGUCAUUGAUAAGAAUGAUAUUCAUGACUCCGAGGACACUGAAAAUGAAGACAAACGAUCCGUAGAUGAUGAUGACGAUGUGCGUGAUAAUUUUGCAAAGCGACACAUUGGGUCACUGGCCCGGUUAGGCUUACUACCGUCAUUUAGGUUUUCAGGCGGACGCUAUAGUCGGUCUGGCCGCGCAAGGCUGCUAUGGCCUAGUCAGGAAUUGUACAGGAAGCAUUCCCAUGACGAGAAUUUCGGAAUUAGGCAAUAUAUCCCUAGUGCCGAAGCUGAGCCAGGCGAUACAGACGACGCCGACGUACCGCCGCCGCCAGUACUUGCUCACACGCACCCGACCGGCCGCCUCCUCCACCGACCACUAGACAACGACGUGUCCAACGAUGUGUCCAGCCCUUUGCCAUCGCCCCCUAACUCCCUAGAAUCCUUCGCUAAGAACCGGUGGCAAAUCAACACCAAAGAAGUCCCCAAGUUCUAUUACUUUAGGUCGCUGAAACUUCCCUAUCACAACUCGGGCAAGCGAUACCUGUUGCUGCCGGCCGUCGAUAAUAUUCUCCUGAGGAAGAACUACCCCAACAGCAGUCUGCCGGGUCGACGCAAGAAUCAGUAGCCAUAUAACUGUCGGCUGAGCGGCGGCGCGCGUUAAC